GGCGGCAGCAGCACCCCCGGCCGCCAGCAUGCCCGGGCUGCCCGCACAGGGCGGCGCCGGCGCCGGCGCCGGCGCGCGGAGGGAGCGCGGGCCGCCGCGGAGGCGCGCGGAGGGCGCCCCUGAGCUCACAGAGGGGCCCCGCGGUGCAUUGUGCUGCGUUGUGCUGCGCGGUGUUGCGUUGUGCUGCGGGGCAGUGCGCUGCUUUGCGCUGCGGUGCGGUGCUUUCCGCUGCGGUGCAGUGCAGUGCGGUGCAGUGCGGUGCGGUGCUUUCCGCUGCGGUGCGGUGCUUUCCGCUGCGGUGCGUUGUGCCGCGCCGCGCCCCGCAGACGCCGCUCCGCGCGCGCGUUGCUCGAGGGCGCCGGCGGGGGGCGGCUGCUGGCGACGGGCAGCAUGGUGCGAGCGCGGGGGGCGUCCGGCCCCGGGCGUCGCCUGCUGCUGCUGCUCGGCCUCCUGGCGGCCCUGCGUGCCCGGGACAGCCGGGCUGCUCCGCGGGCAGCGCCGGGCCCAGAUGUGGCUGUAUUUGAUGAUUAUCCAGCCGCUCAGCUGCAUCGUCUUGUUGAGCCUCUGGGUCUUCCCAGGGGUCGUCCACGUGCUUUAGAGCCGCGAGGGGUCCCCAGGGAUGUGGCCGUGGGUGAUGGAGAUUUCUCUUCUUCUCUGGACCCUGGAUUUGAACCUGGAGGUGUUCCUGCAGGCGGUGGCCUUCUAGGUUCCCAGCUGGAUCCCACUUCUGAGCCUCAGGGGCAUGCCAGGAAUGUGGCCGCAGGAGAUGGCUAUGCAGCUUCUCAUCUGGAUGCCCAUGUAGAAUCUCUGGGGAAUCGUACAGGUCCUCGGCAGAGGAAGUAUAAGGCCCAGAGAGGAAAGUCCUCUGAGAAGUAUUCUAAACUCCUGCAGGAAAUCUUGAAGGAGUUGCAGAGAGCAGCUGAUGUCCCUCAAGUCAGUGAAGCUUCUGCAGCUUCUCAGGGGCUGAAGCCUCUGCUUGAGCCUCAGGGAGAUCGCAGGGGCCUUGCUGGUGACAAAGAUGCCGAGGCUGCAGCUCAUAAAGGCCGACGAAAGCAGCGUUUGGUCCUGAGCACUGCAGUCUCGGGCUCCAUACUGUUUGCCGUAGUACUGACAUGUGUAGUUACUUUCCGGCUGAGGAAGAGAAAACAGUGAGUUGUUCUUUUCCGACAUUCUUUAGUACAUGGCUGCUCUUAGCAGCGAAGCAUGUGUAGGGAUAGUAUGGUGGAGUGCCUGGUGAGCUGUUGAGAGGACUCUGUUGAGACGUCUGCUGUUAGCUUUCUUAGGUGGACUCUUCCUUCCUGGCAGUGAGUACUCUUUUCCUGAAAGCCAUUCUCGUUG
Dromaius novaehollandiae (emu) is the source of this 1338-nucleotide messenger RNA. RefSeq lists its product as uncharacterized. The record is from RefSeq and is a predicted model, not a curated record. Lineage: Eukaryota; Metazoa; Chordata; Aves; Casuariiformes; Dromaiidae. The transcript has 9 exons. The coding region runs from base 391 to 1152 and encodes 253 amino acids.